AUGUGCACAGCAACUGGGGGCAAUGGGCGCGAUCGGCAGGGGUGGCCCCAGUCAACGACGCCAAGAAGGAGCGCAUGGGGAGCUACCGGUACUAUGAUCUGGCUAUGCAGCAGAAGGGAGCCAAGCAAUACAUCCGGCUCCUUGAGUGAAGCCUCUUCAAGCCAAUGCAGCAUAUGUCGGCGGUUUGUUACACCCAAGUUUGGGGAUGGUCCCAUUCCAUCUUCCAGCCCAAGCCUGCAGUGCUUCCAUUCGUGCUUCGUAUCCAUGGAUAUCUAUGGCACGAGUUGUUUAGCAGAGAGAUGUUUAGGCGCGCUUCUCAUUUUGAGAGCUGGUUGCGACCUUCCGGCUGUGCAAUCAGCUGAUGUCAAUCGGUGA
Molecule: messenger RNA, 375 nt
Organism: Effrenium voratum
Lineage: Eukaryota; Dinophyceae; Suessiales; Symbiodiniaceae
Source: the annotation of a GenBank genome assembly